Rosa rugosa (rugosa rose) is the source of this 2202-nucleotide messenger RNA. RefSeq names its product ubiquitin-like-specific protease 1D. Lineage: Eukaryota; Viridiplantae; Streptophyta; Magnoliopsida; Rosales; Rosaceae. Gene Ontology annotation, biological process: proteolysis. The transcript has 14 exons. Bases 137 to 1846 code for a protein of 569 amino acids. Gene Ontology annotation, molecular function: cysteine-type peptidase activity. The record is from RefSeq and is a predicted model, not a curated record.
GGCACACACUUAUAUAGUGCGAGCUGUUGUGACACCACCGCUCUUUGACCCCCAUUAUUACCAGAACAAGGAAAAAGGAGAGACCUUUUCUACACACUGGACCAUCAUUUCCAGGGCUCUCCCCCAAAAUCCAUGCAUGGAAGGAGAGAGAGCCGAGAAGAAGAGGCAGCUUGAUCUUGACUUUAACAAACUCUUGGAAGACAAUGACGAUUCUGACCCGCCGGAGGUCCUGAGAGUGAAGAAGCCCAAACCCAUAGCCACCACCGCGGCGGCCGACGAGCCACCGGCGAUGAGCGGCGGCGAUCAGCAGCGGGAUGAGGAGCUUGAGAAGAUGAACAAUAAUGAGCUCGAAGGAGCGAUUAAGCGGCAAGUAGAAAAUUUGAAGCGGAUGGGCUCUAUAUUGCCGGACAAAGGCGAAAAGCUUCGGAUUUGUCUGAAGAAACUGGAGGAUGAACAGGGGAGGAGGAGGCUUGAACGUUCCGAGAGGGGCACCAGUAAGGGGGAGAAGCCUACCCGAGCCACAAGCUCUGCAGGUGUUUCUAAUGGCUUCAGAGAUAAGGAGGCUACAUCACCCCCGGGCGAGCUACAGUCUUCAUUUAAUAAAUUCUUUUCUAAAAAGUUGGAUGACAAUCAGAAAGAUUGUAGCAAGGGCAAUGCAUUUGAAAGAGAGUUAUCAACUUUGGGUCACUGCAACCGCCAGAAAAGGAACAAUAAUGGAGAAUUCUUGCAAAAGGGGGCACAGAAAGGUCGAUCUUCAUCAAGACAUCUCCCUUCUCAAAGCCCUAGCAACUUUUAUCGUGAUAAAGAUAGAAGUUUUCUCUCAAAUGGUGAUCGUAAAGGCAGAGCUUCUUCCAAUAACUCAGGUCGCCACGGUGAGGAAGACUUCUCUAGCAGCUUUGCAAAAAGGGAGGAACCAUAUCAACUUCGGAAUAGGGAUAGGAAUAGGAAGAGUCAGACCAUUUUACUUGUGGAUGAGGAGGAACCCGAGUUCAUGGACACCACAGAGCAAAUAGAAGAAAUUCCUGAGAGCAUGAAAGACUCUAGAAUCUACUAUCCAUCAAGGGAUGAUCCACAUUCUGUUGAAAUUUGUUAUACAGACACUAAGUGCCUUGAUCCUCAAAGCUACUUGACAUCAGCUAUUAUGAAUUUCUACAUACGGUAUUUACAUCAACAAGCAUCCCCUACAGACAGGGGAAUAUGUGCGUUUCAUUUCUUCAAUACCUUUUUUUACAAUAAGCUCAAAGAUGCUGUAUCAGAAAAGGGGACCAACAAGGAUAGCCUUUUUGUCAAGCUUAGAAGGUGGUGGAAGGGUGUUGAUAUAUUUCAGAAGGCUUACAUACUUAUUCCUAUUAAUGAAGACGUUCAUUGGAGUCUAGUCAUUAUCUGUAUCCCUGACAAGGAAGAAGAAUCAGGACCAUUUGUUCUUCAUUUAGACUCAUUAGGACUCCAUUGUAGCAAAUCAAUUUUUCGAAUUAUUAAAAGCUUUUUAAAAGAAGAAUGGUGCUAUCUGGAUGAAGAAGUUGAUAUUUCAGAUCUAACAGUUUCAGACUGUUGGAAACGACUUCCUGACCAUAUUGAGGAGAAAAAACUUGUGGUCCCGCAACAGAAAAAUGACUAUGAUUGUGGUCUCUUUGUACUCUUGUUUAUGGAACGCUUUAUAGAAGAGGCCCCUAAAAGGCUGAAAAAGAAAGAUUUAGCAAGGUUUGGAAGGCAGUGGUUCCAACCUGUAGAGGCUUCUAGGUUGAGAAGUAAAAUCCGGAAGUUACUCAAGGAAGAAUUUCAAAAUGCAUCCAAGUCAAACUGCUCUAAAGAAUCUUCUCCUCUGACUGAUGCUUCUGAAGAUUGAAUUGACACUUCAGAGCCUUUCCGAAUCUGCAGACAGUUGGUGCAUAAUACCCAACCGGUCAAUCAGCCGUGUAAAUGAUCUUUUGAGUCAAGUAACUGGAAAAAUUGGUCUGAUUUCGAAUUUCAUGAAAGAUAGUGAAUACCAUUGCUCAGGACAAGGCAUAGAUCUUAGUCAUUUACAUUACUGACCAUUUUUGGCGAGUUAGAAUCCUUCUCUAGGAUGAGGCUUCAACUGUAUAGUACGAAACAAAAAAGUGAUGGUGGACUUUUCUAGGUAAUGUUCACCAUGUACAUUGUAGCUGUUAAGUAGAGAUGCUGUUUUUAUAAAAGUAAUUUCCUCCGUUUCGCUUUGUAAUC